Rhagoletis pomonella (apple maggot) is the source of this 570-nucleotide messenger RNA. Its product is annotated as coiled-coil domain-containing protein lobo-like. Gene Ontology annotation, cellular component: motile cilium. The transcript is spliced from 2 exons. NCBI's taxonomy places the organism in Eukaryota, Metazoa, Arthropoda, Insecta, Diptera, Tephritidae. Gene Ontology annotation, biological process: flagellated sperm motility. The coding region runs from base 1 to 570 and encodes 189 amino acids. The record is from RefSeq and is a predicted model, not a curated record.
AUGCCGCCGAAAGGAAAGAGAAAAGGAGAAAAGAGGAGGGUUAGUAGUGUCCGCAGUGACCCAAAAAAACAUGAGGCAGAACUAAAAGAAUUCGAGGAAAAAUGCAUAGCAGAAAAUUUAUCAGUUCACGAGGAAGUUUUGGAGGAGCCAUUGCUGGAUGUGGAAGAAAUGAGAGAACAUGAAACGGAAGAUGAGAGGGAUAGUGUCGAGCCUGUUAAUAUAGGGCGUAUUGACCUAUCCUUCCCUGAGACUGCUGCUGAGUUCGCUAAUUCAUCUCUGUGUUAUCCACCCAGUUAUUACACUUUGUCACCGAAGGAAAGGCUUUUAUUGUUAUAUGCUGAAAAUUUUCGAAGCCAAUUUUCAACACUUUACCCAAAAAGACGGGCACUGGUGUUAGCUUUGCCGAAUGAAUGCAACGUUCAGAAGCUGGUGUGCACGACUAUACGCCCAACUGCAUUCUUUCAUAUUCCUUUAAUUGGCAGUGAAAAUGAAUGUGCAAGUUUUGUCGCUGACUUUGUCGAAUAUGAACCACUUGAGGAUAUGAUGAAAUUCGUGAGUAGCAAUAUUUAA